Molecule: messenger RNA, 1839 nt
Organism: Trichoderma gamsii
Lineage: Eukaryota; Fungi; Ascomycota; Sordariomycetes; Hypocreales; Hypocreaceae
Exons: 3
Coding region: 1-1839 (612 amino acids)
Cellular component (GO): nucleus
Molecular function (GO): protein binding
Source: RefSeq, a predicted model, not a curated record
AUGAACCAAUCACAUCAGCUGCCUCCCCCGCGACGGCAACAGACUGCCACGGCUCCCUAUGGCGCCCAGCACGACGAACUGCACAUGUCCGGCAUGAGCCCGCUGUCAUCGCGAGACUUUGCUCCGCAGAUCAAGCUCGAGCAGUCGCCCGCCAGCAUCGCUCCCAGCUCGGUGCCCAACGUGCUCCAGCCGGGCGGCAUGUCGUCGCGCCCCGUCCUGACGGCCCCGACCCUGCCCUCGAUGUCGAUGCAGCAUCCGGGCUCUGGCUCUGGCUCUGGCUCUGGCUCCGGCGCUGGUUCUGGCCCAGGUCCAGCCUCCGCUUCAGCUUCCUCUCAACACCAGCAAGGCCCUCCUCCCGGCUACCAGUCGCCGCCCAAGCUCAACAUGUCGCACACCUACUCGCGGUCCAGCCCCGCGGCAAACUACGACACGCCGGCCUCGUCGUCGUCCUACCAUGCCUACACGCCAACAACCCCCAGCGGCUCGUCCUCGCAGUUCAUCUCGCCUCAGGACGCCGCAAAGUACAAUGCUCCGGGCUCGCAGCGCACCUUUUCCAACACGCCGCUGGGCCUUGCUGACAUCCGGCCGCGCGCCGACUCCAGCAUGUCUGAUGGGGCUCCGGGCACGCUUGGCUACGAGCUUGCCAACACACAGCCCGGCCCAAGCAAUUACCUGGCUCCGUGGCCCAUCUACGCCUUUGACUGGUGCAAGUGGUCGCCCCGCGGCAAUGGAGCUGGCAAGGUCGCUGUCGGCAGCUAUCUCGAAGACGGCCACAACUUUAUCCAAAUCUUAGAUAGCCAGAUCGCCCCGACCCCUCAAGACGUAUACCAGCCCGGCACGUCCAAGUUCAAUCUCGAGUUUACCAAGGUUGCCGAGGCCACACAUUCGUAUCCCGUAACGCGGCUGCUGUGGGAGCCUCCCUCUUCGCAGAAGCAGUCCACCGAUCUCUUGGCCACCUCUGGAGAUCACCUAAGACUGUGGUCGCUGCCGUCCGAGACAUCUGCCAACCCGGGAAACACAAUCACUCGCCCGGGCCGCGACUCGGUUGUCACGAAACUGACUCCUCUGGCGCUCUUGUCAAACUCCAAGACGCCCGACCAUACAGCGCCGCUGACGUCUCUCGACUGGAAUACCGUUUCUCCCAGCCUCAUCAUCACCUCCAGCAUUGAUACCACCUGCACAAUAUGGGACAUUCCAUCAUUGACUGCCAAGACGCAACUAAUUGCACAUGACAAGGAGGUAUAUGACGUUAGAUUCUGUGCCAAGAGCGUGGAUGUUUUUGUAAGCUGCGGUCAAGAUGGAAGCGUACGCAUGUUUGAUUUGAGGAGCCUGGAACACUCGACCAUCAUCUACGAGCCAACAGGAAAAGAGGACCGAACAGAAGCAGGAGGCCGUAUGAGCCCUACAACUGCCCAGCAGACUCUUUCGAACCCUCCCCCGCUGCUGCGGUUAGCUACAUCUCCUCAUGAUACCCAUCUUCUCGCAACCUUUGCCCAGGACUCCAACGUAAUUCGGAUCCUAGACGUUCGACAGCCUGGCCAGGCUCUGCUUGAGCUUCGAGGACACUCCGGCCCAGUCAACUGCAUAGAGUGGUCUCCGUCACGGCGAGGCACACUGGCCUCGGGAGCAGAUGACUGCCAAGUGCUACUGUGGGAUCUCAUGAACACUUCGCCCCUCAAUGGUACCCAGCAGCAGGAGAACCAAAGAAGCCCUACUGCGUGCUGGGAUUGCGACUAUGAGAUUGGAAACCUAGGCUGGGUACCGCAUUUGCAGGGCAAUGACGGUGGUGAUUGGCUCGGCGUUGGUGCAGGACGAGGCGUUUGGGGCGUUAAAGUAUAG